This is a messenger RNA of Babesia bovis T2Bo, 1089 nucleotides long. RefSeq names its product putative integral membrane protein. The record is from RefSeq and is a predicted model, not a curated record. The transcript has a single exon. Lineage: Eukaryota; Apicomplexa; Aconoidasida; Piroplasmida; Babesiidae. Bases 370 to 678 code for a protein of 102 amino acids.
UCUAUAUGUUCUACCUAAAUAACACUUAGAUAUGAUCUAUUAAUCCAUGUGUAACAUCUCUCGUUAUCGGCGGAUUUUCUAUCUCCCACAUUUUACGAGUAUGAGUGUCUAUAAUAGCAGAACGCAGGAAGUCAAUGUGUUCAAUGCUUGGUGCCUUCAUAAUGGUUGAUGAUUCAUAAGGUUUCCAGUUGAUGACAUUUUAGACAUAGCAAUAUUUAUGCUGAACGUUAUUGAUUCUUAUAAUUUACAGUGUAUUUCCAGUUAAUGUGUAUUGACAUGUGCAGCUUGUGCACAUAAUAUCGUACUGUCUUGUAUCCCAUGGAAGGCGCCCUCGAUGCUACACACCACAGGAAGCCAGAACAUAUUUAAAUGCACUUUAUAUUGCAAUGUGAAUUACAUUGUGUUAUAAUGCGGCCUAUUGGCCUGCAACUGGGUUCGUGUUAUUCAGCUGUGUUAGCUAUAAUGAACAAUUCAUGGAGCCUUCUUGUAUUUGUGUUGUUUCUAACGUACUGCGAUGUUAAUUCCAUUAUUAUAGGUGUUAAUGUUGGAAACAGUCUCCGACAACAACACACAUCUUCUAUAUGUUAUUGUCCUGUUGCUUUCACAGCCUCGAUUCGUCGAGAUGUGAAUGCAAAACAUGCGUCAUAUGAUCUGCGUUCAAUUCGGAUCAAUGUUUAGGUUAAAUGAGGAACAUAUAUUAAUGCAGAUUAUUUGCAUUCCCAACUUAUUGAUGUUCUAGAAGAGCCAUCCUAACUAUGGUUCUAUUCUUUAUAAUUACAUCGCGACGAAUACAUUUUCCCCGCUGUGCAUUGCUCCCAUAGCUAGGAGACAAUUUUUUAGAACGUUGGUUUUACAUUAACUAAACGAAUCACACUAUAUCACGUGCGGCAAACAUAGACACUUCCUGCACAUACAUUCUUAGCGGCUUACACAACUACGGUUAGUAUUUGUUAAUAGAUCAUGAUACAGAGGAGGUAAAAGUGGCCAAUGAAAAAUGUUUAUAGACAUACAUUUCUUCUACCAUAUAUAAAACCUUUUGUAGUUCUUAGAAUCUAUUCGCACUGUGCAUACCACUAAAUCCCAUGGAAU